Paramecium octaurelia is the source of this 329-nucleotide messenger RNA. The record is from the annotation of a GenBank genome assembly. NCBI's taxonomy places the organism in Eukaryota, Ciliophora, Oligohymenophorea, Peniculida, Parameciidae.
GUCUUUCCUUAUUCAAUAAUAACCAUUACUCUCCUAUUCAACUAACUACUUCCAAUUAAACAGAAUCCAACUACCUUAUUUACUUAAAAAUAAUUAAUUGCUAUUUUGGGCAAUCUAAGGAAUUGACCAAUCUAAUCAAAACUUUAUGUGCAACUGUUUUUAAUUAAAUCGGAAAAUGCUGUAAUAAUUAGGAUAACCUCUACUACAAUCUAAAUUACCAAAACUCAGGUACUGGGUUAGAUGUUAUACUAUAUGAAUUUAAUAUAUUUUAUUUCAAUUCUUAUAUGGAAUAGGAUGGAUAUUAAUACAUUAAUUAUGUGUAUUAAUAG